AUGCAAUUUCCACCCUACCUCCGACAGCUGGCGUCGGCUCGAAAGUCGCUCUUUUCCCAGUUGCAAGUACAAGAGUUGGGAAGAAUCGAGGAAGCCAUGGCGGUGCCUGAUAUGUCAUCUUGGUCUAUUAGCGACGCUUCAGCACCACGCAAUGCUAGCAGAAACAGAUAUAUAAACGUGUUUCCAUGGAAUUUCAAUCGUGUUCAUCUCAAGGUUCUCCCUAAUUACUCGGAUUACAUCAAUGCUUCUCACAUAGAGAUCGAUUCCAGCAGCCGUUACAUUGCUAGCCAGGGUCCAAUGCCAGCAACUAUCCACCAUUUCUGGGCCAUGUGCUUCCAGCAGUCAGAACUACAGCACAACGACACCAUCAUCGUCGCUAUGGUGACUCCGCUCGUGGAAAAUGGUAUGACUAAAUGUUGCAAAUAUUGGCCCGAUGAACACGAACCAAUUAUGUACUUGACCAACGAUCUCCACCGCGAUGGAUUCACAGAAAAAUUGACUCUCGAAUACAAUUCACUGUCCUGGGACGACGAAGGAGGUUUCCUCGUGUCCAAAUUUACAUUACUGACACCACAAAAGUCAAAAACGGUGCACCAUUACUACUACUCCAAAUGGGUAGACUCUCGAAGUCCACCGUCAGCAAGGCCCUUGGUGACGCUUUCGCGUAGAAUCCGCCUUUUACAGUCCACGGUCCCCAAUCGACCAAUUCCCAUCAUACAUUGCUCCGCUGGAGUGGGCAGAACCGGCACCUAUAUCACGGUGGAUCACUUGUUGCACCAUGUCCAAUCGGUUAUCAACCCCGAAAACGACCGAGAUCCCAUCCUCGACACCGUUACAAAAUUGCGCCAGCAACGAAUGAUGAUGGUCCAGACGCUGCAUCAGUAUGAAUUUCUCUACGAUACGGUCAAGCUCAUGGUGGAGCAGAUCCUAUAA
Molecule: messenger RNA, 933 nt
Organism: Meyerozyma guilliermondii ATCC 6260
Lineage: Eukaryota; Fungi; Ascomycota; Pichiomycetes; Serinales; Debaryomycetaceae
Gene: PTP1
Product: tyrosine protein phosphatase
Exons: 1
Coding region: 1-933 (310 amino acids)
Biological process (GO): protein dephosphorylation
Molecular function (GO): protein tyrosine phosphatase activity
Source: RefSeq, a predicted model, not a curated record